UUUCAUGGCAGUUACAGAAACAUAAGCGGUGGCUUGCCCUCUGAGGCUUUGUUGUCACUCACGGGACACCUCGUUCAGCACUUCGAACUCGCCACAAUGGACCCACUUGCGUUGUUUAGAUCGCUGUCUAUUGCGACUCACCAUGAUUCGUUGGUUGCUGCUGGUGUGUUUCAUUUGGAUUGGGAAAGUUCUAUGAAAGAAGGAAUUGCCAACAGACACGCCUACUCCGUGACAGGAACCUACUCUGUGCGCGUGGGAGACACGUUCGUGAAGCUGGUGCGUUUGCGCAACCCCUGGGGACAAGGGGAGUGGGAAGGAGCACUCGCUGAC
Messenger RNA from Gryllus bimaculatus (two-spotted cricket), 330 nucleotides. The record is from the annotation of a GenBank genome assembly. NCBI's taxonomy places the organism in Eukaryota, Metazoa, Arthropoda, Insecta, Orthoptera, Gryllidae.